This is a messenger RNA of Ceraceosorus bombacis, 2890 nucleotides long. The record is from the annotation of a GenBank genome assembly. NCBI's taxonomy places the organism in Eukaryota, Fungi, Basidiomycota, Exobasidiomycetes, Ceraceosorales, Ceraceosoraceae.
AUGUCGGACGAUCACUACCUCAACUUUGCUUUCGCGUCGCCAUGUCGCAAGUCGUCCGAGACGAUGGAGAUGCGAGCGAGGGGCUUACCAGCCUAUCCUCCCGCAGCUCACACCUCUCCCAACUACGUCAAUGGUCAGGAAGAAAAGUCUUACUUGGACAUGAACGACGCCAUCGAAGUGCCAGCGUACGGUGCAGCUGAGGGUAGUCGAAUUCGGGCUGAAGGUGGCGAAGGUGCACUUCAAACGUCCCCCGCUGCAACGCCCAACAGCGUGUCCGGCACCUCUAGUCGGGCAGGACGUGCUGAAUCUGAUCAGAACAGACCCACAGCUUGCGUCGCUACAGCACCUUUGCCCUUCCUAGGAGCAGACAGUCGAGCGGACUAUGGGACGCACGAGCUGCAUAGAGAGUUUAAGCCUAGACACGUCACUUUUAUAUCGUGGGGACACGCUGUUGGGGUAGGAAUCUGGCUCGGUACGGGCGGCAUACUUGCCCAUGCUGGACCUUUGGGUCUCUUGAUCGGGUACAUGAUCAUGAGCCUCACCGUUUGGCUUCUCAUGAAUUGCCUGUAGGUCUGACGUGUCGGAAAGCCUCGACUUUACAAGCUGAAUCUUCUCUCCUUUGCGGCUUCGUCCUCAAAACUUGCAGCGGGGAGAUGAUCAGCUUCUUGCCUCUCAACGGAGGUCACAUUCGAUUGGCUGGCCGCUUCGUCGAUCCUGCAUUGUCUGCCGUAAUCGGUUGGUGAGCAUAACCUAACCCAGAAAUAUGACUCGUGAUUGGGCGAUUCUUGUUCCUCACACGAUCUGGCCGUCCGUUGCCGCGCAGGAACAUCAUGCUCAAUGCAUGCUUCACGCUGGCAGCAGAGAUCAACGCCUUGUCGGUCAUCGUAGGAUAUUGGACGGAUUUUGCACCUGCCCUCUUCAUGAUACUGGGCUUGGCCACCGUCCUGUCCAUCAAUUGUCUUCCCGCUAGGCUGUAUGGAGAAUGCGAGUGAGUGAUAUUGGCCUAAAUGAAGCUCGACAUGUAGUAUUCAAGCAGUACGUCUUCCUCUUCUUUUUGCCAGGAUGUGGUUCUCUCUUGGCAAGCUUUUCGCACUGUGAGUCGCAAUAUCUUGAUCAUGGACUCCAAGCGUUGACAAGCAAAUGCUGAGCGUCGGAUCUGGUCAUGUUCAACAGCGUAGUCUGCUUCUUCAUCUGCAUCGCAAUAGCAGCUGGAGCUGGUCCCAACGCCAAAGUGAUUCGUUUUAAGUAUUGGGAACCCCCAUAUGCGCCUAUCCGAGACUACAAGAUUGAUGGUCCGCUCGGCAGGUUGGCCGGCGUGCUGAGCGCGACGAUCCAAGCUGCGUUCAGCAUGAGUGUGAGUAGGGGAAGUAGGACCUACAAGACGGCACCAAUAUCGCUCACACCCACUGCCCUUUACACUGGACCGUUCAGGGCAUUGAGUGAGUUUACCGCCGGCUCAAUGACGUCAUCAUCCUCUCUUCUCUGAUCGUCCUCGAUAGACUUUUGGCGCUAGCAGCAGCAGAGACGAGGAACCCUCGAAGGGUUCUUCCAAAGGCUCUAGGCAUCGUCAAGAUGAGGAUCUGUUUCGUGUACAUUGGAAUAACGUGAGCUGAGUCGUGAUUGCUCAAGCACGGAUACUCGAAGAGUCGACUCACUGGCGCGACGCUUGUCCACAGCUUUGUGCUGGGCAUGGUAGUUCCUGCGGACGACCCGGCUCUCGUGAAGGAGCAUAAAGGUACCUCGGCCUUCAUCAUCGCUAUGGAGCACGCGCGCAUACACAGUAAGUAUGCCCGGCCCCUUGGGAAGAGCGCUCGCUGAUAUUCAAAGCUUGUUUUCACCUUGGCACAACGAAGCAUUCCCACACUUCGUAAGUUACAUAGCCCUCCACUCCUGCUUCAUGUUUCAAAGGGCUCGUAGCUCAGAUCGAGACUUUUUGGCACUGGGAGAUGAACGCGGCCAUCGUUGCAGCAACCAUAUCGGCAGGCUGCGCCACUCUCUACGUCGCCUCUCGCUCGUUGUAUAGCUUGGCCCAGAAAGGAUAUGCUCCAAAGCAGUUCAAGUAUGUCACUCCGUAUGGUCUGCCUUGGACUUGCGUCUUGGCGGCCUGCGUCCUUGCAAGUAUAUGUUUCCUUGGCGAUAUGUUCGGUGCCGUCGACUUUUUUACGUGAGUGCUAGCUGCAACUACGCGUCACAGCCAAGGGUGCAAAAGGCUGGGCCGCGCUCGCGGGCUAGAACAGCUAGAGUUUGCAGGCUGAUGUACAAAUUCUAUCCUGUACUGACAGCUUCCUGCAACGACUUUCGGCCAUCAGCGCGAUGAUGGGCUGGUGGGCGAUUGCUUUUGCAUACAUCCGAUUCAGAGCAGGAAUGAAAGCCCAAGGCAUGGCACAUGACUCUUUGCCCUUCACGGCAGUCGGUGCGGUGAGUACGUAGAAUCCAUCCUUCCUUCCUAUGGUCGGCGAGCUCACACUGUUGGGCAUCCCUCCUCCCUCCUCGCUUGUGGCGCCUCUUGAAAGCUGACUGGCGCGUGGUUCGUGAUGGGCAUGACGACCACCUUGAUCAUCGUCUCUGGCUGGGAGGUGAUUCACAAAUUCGACGCUGGCAUUUUGAUCUCUAGCUACCUGCCACCUUUGCUCUGCGUUGCGUUCUAUAUCCUCUUUAGACUGAAGCUCAAGACCCGCAUCAUCCCAGCUGUAAGUUUCUGGUGCCUUCUGACAGAUCCAGCUGUUGACGAUGAGCCAUCGCUUGAUCAUCUGAUGCACAGGCAAACAUCGAUCUUGUCACUCACGUCGACGCCAUUGCGGAGGAUAACGUCCGGUACAACGAAGAGGAGCGUCUGGCGCGUGAAAAGCAGGAUCAGCUAGCCAGGUUCUACUCCACCAUCAUGCUCUGA